UAGCUAGUGCAUGUCUAUAUAAUGUUUUGCCUUUUGCAACCUUGUAGAUCAUCAGCAAUAUUUUAUCACCAUUUUGUUCAGCAACAAAUUAAUUUAAGAACAUUAGCACAAAGCAUGGUUAGUGAUCAUAGUGUUGGUGGUGAGGAAGUGAUCAGCAACAAACAAGUGAUCCUCAGGGACUAUGUGAGUGGUUUUCUAAGAGAAUCAAACCUGUACCUGACGACAAGUAACAUCAAACGCAAAGUGCCAGAAGAAGAGAGUGGUAAAGAUGCUGUGCUGGUUAAGAAUCUCUACUUGUCUUGUGAUCCCUUCAUGCGUGGACUCAUGCAGGGAGAUCUGCCAUCCAGUAAACCUGUACCAUCUUCCUACUCCCUUGGCUCUCCAAUUGUUGGAUAUGGAGUGGCUAGAGUUGUUGAUUCCAGGCACUGUGACUUCAAGAAAGGCGAUUUGGUCUGGGGAAGGACAAUCGGCUGGGAAGAAUACAGUCUAAUAACAACACCUGAAUACCUCUUCAAAAUCAACCAUACUGAUGAUAUACCCCUUUCCUACUACACUGGAAUUCUUGGAAUGCCUGGCAUGACUGCUUAUUUUGGCUUCUUUGACAUUGGUUCUCCCAAGGAAGGAGACCGUGUCUACGUUUCAUCAGCAUCAGGCGCAAUUGGUCAGCUUGUUGGGCAAUUUGCAAAACUGAUAGGUUGUUAUGUUGUUGGAAGUGCUGGAAGUAAAGAAAAGGUUGAACUAUUGAAGACCAAGUUUGGAUUUGAUGAUGCUUUCAACUAUAAAGAGGAGCAUGACUUGGAUGCAGCCUUGAAAAGGUACUUCCCUGAAGGCAUCGACAUUUACUUCGAGAAUGUUGGAGGAAAAAUGCUUGAUGCUGUCCUUCUAAACAUGAGACACCAUGGCCGUAUUGCUUUGUGUGGAAUGAUCUCUCAAUACAAUCUCGAGCAGCCUGAAAGUGUGCACAACUUAAUCGCUGUACUCUUUAAGCAGAUCCGGAUGGAAGGGUUUACGGUUGCCGAGUACUAUGACCAAUACACCAAGUUCUUGGAUUUUGUUCUGCCUUAUAUUAAAGAGGGGAAGAUUGUUUAUGUGGAAGACAUAACUGAAGGACUCGAGAGUGGCCCUGCUGCAUUGAUAGGCCUAUUCAGCGGCCGAAAUGUAGGCAAGCAAGUAGUGAAAGUUGCUCAGGAGUGAUCAGUCUCCCUUAUUACAUGACUGCUUUCUUGUCAUUCUUAAGUUCUGGCCCAUUUUUUCAGGCAAUCAGUUGGCAUCUUCCUACCUUUCAUAUUGAAGGAUUGCCUAUUUUAUUUUGGAUAUUUUUCAUUAAUUGUUCAGGAUUGUUUUAAGGCAUAUGAGCUGCCUUCGCUCUUCUCGAAAGCUUUGUUAUCAUCAAUAAGAAUGCAUUCAUCCAUAUCACUGUGGUUAUAACCCCAGGGAUGAUGCUAUUACCUAUACAGAAAGAAGUUUGCUUUUGUAGUUGGUGAACAUUAUUAAUUAGUGGUGGUUACGAGUCAGCUAUUUCAA
Molecule: messenger RNA, 1524 nt
Organism: Populus euphratica (Euphrates poplar)
Lineage: Eukaryota; Viridiplantae; Streptophyta; Magnoliopsida; Malpighiales; Salicaceae
Product: NADP-dependent alkenal double bond reductase P2-like
Exons: 4
Coding region: 22-1194 (390 amino acids)
Molecular function (GO): 2-alkenal reductase [NAD(P)H] activity
Source: RefSeq, a predicted model, not a curated record